This is a messenger RNA of Scomber scombrus (Atlantic mackerel), 397 nucleotides long. RefSeq names its product NELL2 interacting cell ontogeny regulator 1 (gene nicol1). The record is from RefSeq and is a predicted model, not a curated record. Bases 80 to 352 code for a protein of 90 amino acids. The transcript has 4 exons. Lineage: Eukaryota; Metazoa; Chordata; Actinopteri; Scombriformes; Scombridae.
UAAAACAAUCGCUGGUGGGCAUUUUGCGCUGAUCUGACAAAUAUCAUCGACUUAUUGAGGGGUGUUGAAUCGCAUUGCCAUGGCGUCCGGAGGGUUUGUGCAGGCUACAGUGCUGCUGCUGGCGGUCCAGCUGCUCUGUGUGGCUGCAGCUGAUGCGGAGCAGGAGACGGGGACUGUCAUCCCUGCAGAGAGUCGUCCGUGUGUCGACUGUCACGCGUUUGAGUUCAUGCAGAGGGCACUGCAAGAUCUAAAGAAGACCGCUUUUAAUCUCGAUGCCAGGACUGAGACGCUGGUGCUGAGGGCAGAGAGGAGGGCUCUGUGUGACUGUAUGCCCGCCAGCUCACUGCGCUGAAGUCUGCACGUCACAGUCACGAGAGAUCACAUGAGGACACUUCCA